This is a messenger RNA of Nelumbo nucifera (sacred lotus), 2299 nucleotides long. The record is from RefSeq and is a predicted model, not a curated record. Lineage: Eukaryota; Viridiplantae; Streptophyta; Magnoliopsida; Proteales; Nelumbonaceae.
CCACAAAAUGGCGUCAUAGUGGUCGCCGUUAGGUUAGUUAUUUCUCUGUCCUUGUAAACCGGAAAAAUAUUGCCCUCUUAACCUCUCAUCUUUGCCUAAAACCACUACAAACUGCACUCAUCUUUCCACCCCUCUCAUCUCAGCUCUCGUAUUUCGAAGCAAAUUAUCCGAUCACCCAGGAGCUCUCUAUCUCUCUCUGCAUUUUGGAAGGCUUUAAUAAAUUUGUUGCACGAUUAGGGUUUCAGAAAAGUCGGAUUGCCACCUCCAUUCAUCACCUUUAAUGUCUCUUCUAUGUAUUAGAUUCCAUUCGCAUAGACCUAUUAAUUCCAAUGCUUAUGAAUAGAUCAUUCACCUCCUUCUUUAAUGGUGUCCUUGAAACUAUUGCUAUGAACCUAUCUUGUGGUCCAGGGAAAAAAGCACAGACAGCCAACAGCUUAAUGGAGAUCGGUCAAGAUUUUGUUUCACGUCUUAUUUGGAGAUCUUUUUUAUGGUUAUUAUGAAAGCGAGGCCUUGUCUGGAGCUCAAUGGGCGUGCGGAGGGCGCGGCCGUGUACUCUCCAGAGAUUGAUGCUCUCUUCGGCUAAUCUGGCUUUGUUACAUUUGCAGAAACAGUUGCGCUGGAGAUCACACAAGAAGCCAAUCUCUCGGUCCAUUCUGUGUGGUUUGAUGCUUUUUACUUUAGGUUUAAUUUCGCUUCUCACUGGACAUUUUGCUACUGAUCUCGACUGGUACUCUCAGCGUUUGAUAAUGACCGGUGCGCUGUACUUCAGACUGAAAGGGGGGCAUUAUGCACCAAUCAAUAUAUGGAAGUCAACAUCUUCAAAGUUCUAUUAUGGAUGUAGUAAUAGAAGCUCUCAUUUCACUUAUGCUGUACAUGAGCAGUUUUCUGAUCGCUAUUUGCUUAUUGCAACAAGUGGAGGGUUAAACCAACAAAGAACAGGGAUAAGUGAUGCUGUGGUCGUUGCACGUAUUCUGAAUGCUACACUAGUUAUACCACAGUUGGAUCAUCAUUCGUUAUGGAAAGAUGAUAGUGACUUCGAGAGUGUUUUUGAUGUUGACUGGUUCAUCUCUUUUCUCGCAAAGGAUGUCACCAUUGUUAAGAGAGUCCCUGACAAAGUAAUGAGGUCAAUGGAAAAACCUCCAUAUACAAUGCGCGUUCCAAGGAAGUCGACUACUCAGUAUUAUCUGGAAAUGGUUCUGCCAAUACUUAAGAGAAGGCGUGUUGUUCAAUUAACAAAAUUUGAUUACAGGCUUGCAAAUAACCUUGAUGAUGAACUACAAAAGUUGCGUUGCCGGGUGAAUUAUCAUGCAUUGAGAUUUACAGAACCUAUACAGGAACUUGGUCAAAAACUGGUGAUGAGAAUGCGGAAGUUGGCCAACCGUUUCAUUGCAGUCCACUUGAGGUUUGAACCUGAUAUGCUAGCAUUUUCUGGUUGUUAUUAUGGUGGUGGUGACAAGGAAAGAGCCGAGCUUGCUAAAAUCAGGAGCCAUUGGCCAACACUACCUCCUUUGAGCCCUGAUGGAGAGGGAAAACGAGGCAGAUGUCCUUUUACCCCUGAGGAAAUGGGUCUGAUGCUGAGGGCACUUGGUUUUAGAAAUGAUACAUACCUCUACGUUGCCUCAGGAGAAAUAUAUGGUGGAAAAAAGACUUUGCAGCCCCUUAAAGACCUCUUUCCAAACUUUUACACGAAGGAGAUGCUUGCUAAUGAAGAAUUGAGACCUUUUCUUUCCUUCUCGUCACGCCUUGCUGCCAUUGACUACAUUGUCUGUGAUGAGAGUGACGUAUUUGUUACUAAUAACAAUGGGAAUAUGGCAAAGAUUCUUGCAGGUCGAAGGAGGUACAUGGGGCACAAAAGGACUAUCAGACCCAAUGCAAAAAAGCUGCGUUCGCUGUUCAUGAUGAGGCAGAAGAUGGACUGGGAUACAUUUGCCAUGAAGGUGAAAUCAUGCCAGAGAGGUUUCAUGGGAGAACCAGAGGAAAUGAGACCAGGACGAGGUGACUUCCAUGAAUUCCCGUCCUCUUGCAUCUGCCGAAAACCACACAAAGAUUAUGUUGAAGAUAGAAAUAAUACACUCGUACACAACAGCCAGUGGGACAGUAUUCCAUUGCCUUAAAGAGGGGAUGAAUCAGAAACAAUAUAACGAGUUAGGCCAUGAACAAAAGCUGCACGGGUUUGACGAGGGAAGAAUGAACAAAUAUUAAAUACCUAAUUAUCAUCAUAUGGAGAUAUUGACGAAAAUUGGUUACUGUCGGAUUAGAAAUUACAAGUGGCAAAUAUCUGUUCUACAUGAUCAUCAUC